UGACGACCCUGGGGUCAGUAUCAUCAAUACUUAUUCAUAUCCACGAGGAACGUUACGUCUCCGUGAAGAAUAAAAUUUCGAUUUUCUGUUUCUCAACGUCUUCCAGUCUAAAACUCUAAAUCAAAAUGCGUGAGUGUAUUUCAAUCCAUGUCGGCCAAGCUGGAGUCCAGAUCGGUAAUGCUUGUUGGGAGUUGUACUGUCUUGAGCAUGGAAUCCAGCCCGAUGGUCAGAUGCCCAGCGACAAGACGAUCGGUGGUGGUGACGACUCGUUUAACACUUUCUUCAGCGAAACUGGAGCUGGAAAACACGUCCCAAGAGCCGUGUUCGUUGAUCUCGAACCCACAGUAGUUGAUGAGGUUCGUACUGGAACAUACCGCCAACUGUUCCACCCCGAACAGCUUAUCACAGGCAAGGAAGACGCAGCCAACAACUAUGCACGUGGACAUUACACUGUUGGUAAAGAACUCAUUGAUCUGGUGCUGGAUAGAAUCAGGAAAUUGGCUGAUCAGUGUACUGGUCUCCAAGGUUUCUUGAUUUUCCACUCCUUUGGUGGUGGUACUGGCUCUGGUUUCUCCUCUCUGCUUAUGGAACGUCUGUCUGUUGACUAUGGCAAGAAAUCUAAGCUUGAGUUCGCUAUCUACCCAGCUCCUCAGAUCUCCACAGCAGUGGUUGAGCCAUACAACUCUAUUCUGACCACCCACACCACUCUAGAGCACUCUGACUGUGCAUUCAUGGUAGACAAUGAAGCUAUUUAUGACAUCUGCCGCCGUAACCUGGACAUUGAAAGACCUACCUACACCAACUUGAACCGUCUCAUUGGACAGAUUGUGUCUUCCAUCACAGCAUCUCUGAGAUUCGAUGGUGCUUUGAAUGUUGACUUGACUGAGUUCCAGACCAACUUGGUACCCUACCCACGUAUCCACUUCCCAUUGGCCACCUAUGCACCAGUCAUCUCUGCAGAAAAGGCAUACCAUGAACAACUGAGUGUUGCUGAGAUCACUAAUGCCUGCUUUGAGCCAGCCAAUCAGAUGGUCAAGUGUGAUCCACGUCACGGCAAGUACAUGGCUUGUUGUCUUUUGUACCGUGGUGAUGUUGUACCCAAGGAUGUGAAUGCUGCCAUUGCAACCAUCAAGACCAAGAGAACCAUCCAGUUUGUUGACUGGUGUCCCACUGGAUUCAAGGUUGGCAUCAACUACCAGCCACCCACUGUUGUUCCUGGUGGUGACUUGGCCAAGGUCCAGCGUGCUGUCUGCAUGUUGAGCAACACCACAGCUAUUGCCGAGGCCUGGGCUCGUCUGGAUCACAAGUUUGAUCUGAUGUAUGCCAAGCGUGCCUUUGUGCACUGGUAUGUUGGAGAAGGUAUGGAAGAAGGAGAGUUCUCAGAAGCCCGUGAGGACUUGGCAGCCCUUGAGAAGGAUUAUGAAGAGGUUGGAGUAGACAGUGUUGAGGAAGAGGGAGAAGAGGAAGGAGAGGAGUACUAAAAACUCUGUGAUUGAAAAAUGUCAAUUUGUAUGGAAAACUAUUUUUAAAAUAAUAAAAUAGUGACAAUCGA
Actinia tenebrosa (Australian red waratah sea anemone) is the source of this 1552-nucleotide messenger RNA. RefSeq names its product tubulin alpha-1A chain. Gene Ontology annotation, molecular function: structural constituent of cytoskeleton; GTP binding. Lineage: Eukaryota; Metazoa; Cnidaria; Anthozoa; Actiniaria; Actiniidae. The record is from RefSeq and is a predicted model, not a curated record. Gene Ontology annotation, cellular component: microtubule. Gene Ontology annotation, biological process: microtubule-based process.